AUGGUCGGCCAGUACGCUACUGCUGUUCCUGUUGGGAAGGUUCUUGACACGUAUGGGCCUUGGAGCUGUUCGUCUCUGGCCUCUAUCAUGUUCUCGGUGGGAUACGGCCUAUUUGCAUGGCAAUAUUCAAGAACCAAGGAAGAUAUCACGUUGACACAGCCGUCUUCGACUGCACUCCCAGUUCUCAUUCUGUGUUUCAGUUUUCUUGGUAUAGGAACAGUGUUUUCCUAUUUCUCAAUGCUGUUUUCAGCUACAAGGACAUUCGAACAUUGCAUGGGAUUCGCGUCUGGUACCAGUCUCGCGAUAUUCGGCAUGUCACCCCUGUUUUUGUCUUUGGUCGCCACGAAGUACUUCGCUGAUUCCGAUGCCGGGGUUAAAGUGGUCCCUUUCUUUGUUUUUAUGUCAAUUCUGACGGGGACCGUUAAUUUCUUUGGCGGGCUUAUCCUUCCCGGUCCGCCUAAGGAGGGCAUACCCACCGAGAUAACUUCCGAUGAGCAUCUUGUUGGAUUUGACGAAGUCAGAUACAUGGAUGCGGAUGAAACCCGCUCUCUGCUCCACGGCCCACCUUCCGGAAAAUCCGUCGCCGGCGCGGCUAUAAUCCCUGUCCAAGAGCCGAAGCGCUUGUCAUCUGCAGGUCUUCUAGGGGACCCGAGCUUCUGGAUUUUGGCAUCUGCAGUGUCAUUACUCGUGGGCGCGGCUGAGAUGAUCAAGUCUAACAUUGGAUUAAUUGUUCUUUCAUUGCCUGCGACGUCCUCCGCCCAGAACAUCUCUGUCCAAGUACAGCUGAUCGCUGUAUGCGACACGAUCACGCGUCUUCUCAUAGGACCUCUUGCGGAUGUCACAUCUCCUGUUGCCCUCUACUCAUCUGAUGGCGUGUGGUCAUUCCCUCGCAAGCCCUAUUUCACCCGUGUCUGGUUCUUUGCUAGCGCGGCUGUCCUGUAUGUUGCCGCAUUUAUAUGGCCCGUCGUGGGCAUUCGAUCCCAAGAGGCCUUGUGGCCGUUGAGCAUCAGCACCGGAAUUGUCAAUGGGACUAUUUUCACUAUGUUGCCCAGCAUUCUAUCGUCAAUAUGGGGGUCCCAAGAUCAGGGCCGAAAUUUCGGUUUCAUAUCUUACAUGUGCUUCAUUGGCACCACAGCCUUUUCGUAUCUCUAUGCAUUCGUUGCAGACAGCCAUACACUACGAAACGACGGUUGCGGGGACUGCUUUGCUGGCAGUUUGUUUCUCUUCUAUACUGCUGAGAAGAUGGAACUUGAGAGUAUAGUUAUUGUAUGA
This is a messenger RNA of Fibroporia radiculosa, 1272 nucleotides long. RefSeq lists its product as uncharacterized. The coding region runs from base 1 to 1272 and encodes 423 amino acids. The transcript has 6 exons. The record is from RefSeq and is a predicted model, not a curated record. Gene Ontology annotation, cellular component: membrane. Gene Ontology annotation, biological process: transmembrane transport. Lineage: Eukaryota; Fungi; Basidiomycota; Agaricomycetes; Polyporales; Fibroporiaceae. Gene Ontology annotation, molecular function: transmembrane transporter activity.